AUGCAAUACCGGCGUCUGGACGCCGAGAAGCACGAGAUAAGGGUUCUGGAUGUCGCUCGUACCAAGUCAAUCCAAGACAAAGUUGCCUGUCGCGCGCGCCAAAUCUCCUUAGACACACAUCCUACUCCUCAGUAUGAAACGAUCUCAUACGCCUGGGGCGACCCAACUCCGUGUCGUCAGAUCCAAAUCGACGGCCACGAUUUCAAUGUCCCAAUGAAUACAGAAAUGGCCCUGCGCUGUGCAACUGCGCGAGAGGAAAGAACCCUAUGGAUUGAUGCUGUGUGCAUCAAUCAGAACGAUGUUGAGGAACGUGGACAACAGGUUGCUAUGAUGGGGAAGUUAUACUCCAUGUGUACUAUGACUUGGGUGUACAUCGGCGAGGAAGAUGUCACUACACAGAGAGCCCUGGAUAACCUGGAUCAAGUUCACAAGGAAAUCGUAAGUACAGCCGGCGAUCGCCGAGGACUACAGGAUCUGGUAUAUCCACAAGGACUCCCAAUUUACGCCGCAAGAGCUCCUUGCACACCGAUCGAUGAUUACGCACUUGCGUCGUUCUUUUCGCGGCCAUGGUUCAGUCGUGUAUGGGUUGUUCAGGAGGUAGUUCUUACACCAAAAGCCACCUGUCUGUGCGGCCAUAUGCAGAGGAACAUGGUCGACAUACUAGAUUGCGCUUUCUUCCUGGGCGUGCACUAUUCAAAUCACAUAUCCGAUUCGCUGUAUAACUCUGGGCUAGCGAGAGCUAGCAACAUAUCGACCCUUGCGUACUGGCACUCACAAGAGGCCCAUGUAUUCUUGAACACGGUCUUGACCAGAACCUGGAGCCUUCGAGCGUUCGAUCCGCGGGACAAGGUGUUUGGCAUUCUCGGAUUGCCUAUCGWAGGAAUCGACGGGGACAAUCACUUACAACGGCGACUACUCAAGUCCGACUACACCAAAUCCGUUGCGAAUGUAUUCAGGGAUGCUGUGAGGUAUUCAAUCUUGUCGUCAGGCCGUCUCGACCAGCUAUUCUUACUGAAUCGAGUCUUCCACCGCCAUGAGCAAGACUUGCAGUCUGAUGGAUUUCCUUCCUGGGUACCAAGGCUUGAUCGAGAAUGGAAUUUCACGGUAGAUGCGAAUAGUCUGCCCUAUCAUGGGGAUUAUCACACUACUGGGCACGUUGACCAAGUGCUUGUUGCCUCCACAAUCGAGAGUGAUCUGCUACGUCUCGAGGGCAUACUAGUAGAUGAGAUCUCGGCAACGUCGACGCUGCUUGAUGAAAACGCGACGCGGUCCUUCAAAAUCUUCAGUGCAUGGCUGGAUUCUACACUUGAAAUGUCAAGUGAAUGUGGCGUGGAAGCCCUAGCGCGAACCCUUGUAGCAGAUACCAACCAUUUACGAAAACGGAGCAGCUCUGUCCAGUACUUGCUGUCAUUUACGGAGAUGCGCACGUGUAUUCAGCAAGGUGUGAGUCUCUCGGCCGGGGACUCUUUUCCGCCCGAGGAUCCUCGUCGACGGGCGUGGGAAUACUCAUUGGCUCUUACCCGCUGGUACCCAAGGCGAAUAGUCAGGACGAGAAAUCAUCUCUUAGGUCUUGCUCCAAAGAUGACAAGCCCCGGUGACAUUGUCGUUGUGUUGGAUGGCAGUCACUUUCCCACCAUUCUACGGCCGGAUGGUGAUCGUUAUCUUUUCAUCGGGAACUGCUAUAUUGACGGGACCAUGGAUUGGCAGGACGAGUACGAAGCCUUUGAACAGAGAUUCCAGCAAGUACCGAAACAAAUCUUCGACUUGCAUUAG
Ramularia collo-cygni is the source of this 1773-nucleotide messenger RNA. RefSeq lists its product as uncharacterized. Lineage: Eukaryota; Fungi; Ascomycota; Dothideomycetes; Mycosphaerellales; Mycosphaerellaceae. Bases 1 to 1773 code for a protein of 590 amino acids. The transcript has 5 exons. The record is from RefSeq and is a predicted model, not a curated record.